Molecule: messenger RNA, 2370 nt
Organism: Verruconis gallopava
Lineage: Eukaryota; Fungi; Ascomycota; Dothideomycetes; Venturiales; Sympoventuriaceae
Exons: 5
Coding region: 847-2370 (507 amino acids)
Molecular function (GO): heme binding; oxidoreductase activity, acting on paired donors, with incorporation or reduction of molecular oxygen; iron ion binding
Source: RefSeq, a predicted model, not a curated record
UUUCUAUGACGGUUCAAUUAUGUUAAACAUUUCUCCGAGAUGCUCAAAGGAUGUUGUUGUGCAUGGCACAGACCAGGGCGAUUGUUCCGGAUCGAACUGCGGAUCCGAAACCUUGACGAAAAGAUUCCUUGUCGAACAACAGGUUGAAUCGCAUAUCGGUAUGACAGUGGCUGCGCGAACCAUAUAUCUACGAGCUGCGACGAAAUCAAUAAUCAGGCGCAUUAAAAGUGUAACGUGCCAGGAGUCUGCUGGAUGUCUACUGUUGCAAUUUGCCAUAACCUAACUGCAACAAUCCCAAGGAUCAUGUUGACGGAGGACGCAGCUCUGAACUUCAUCAUUGAAGCAGAGGAAGUGACGACUUUUGUCUGCGGCGAUGGUUCUUCUCGUCUGUGGAGAAUCUGCGGUAUGCGUUUGGCAUCGGGAAAUACACGAAAGCAUGUUUCUCGCAUUUCCCCGGCCUCCCGGACACGUCUCUCCAUUCAUUGGGACUGGACUCAUUGAAGAGCCUUUUCCCCGCUUGAAGGACGAUGAUCACAGUUUAACUUAGCGAAUUGACAUACCGAUACAGGGCGUAACCCCCCUGAUGCGAAGCGCCCAUUCUACGAACGGCCUUUUAUGGUGAUACAACUUCUUCAAUAACACUUUGCGGCUGGUGCUCACAGCUCCGCUGGUAUACCACAUCCUGUCCCGUCAAUUCAUACAUCAGAAUGCCCCUCCUUCCGAUGUGACCAAGAAUAUCAGUCGAGAGCAGUUAUAUGAGUGAAUGCUCAUUCUUGAACUGUAGCCUUAGCUUUCAAAUCAAAUCCGUCAACAUUGCUCUGCAAGUCAGACACAGUGAUUGGAACCAUGGAUACUGGCCAUUCCGCUGAUUCGCUGAUUGUCCCGAUCCUCUUACGGAAACAUGCUGACGGCUCGCUAAACUACACACGUAUACUUGCCACCCUCGCAGUAGUGUAUAUCGGAGUCCUUCUUCUGCAGGCCCUGGCCCGCGCGUUCACAUCUCCUCUUCGUCACGUUCCGGGACCAUCCUGGUCUCGCUUCACACGUCUGCCUUUGAAAAAGGCAAUCGUUAGUGGUCGUCGCAUCUUCUUCAUCGACGAUCUACACCGAAAAUACGGCGAUGUCGUCCGUAUUGCACCAGAUGAGGUCUCCGUGGCAGACGUCGACGGCUUCAAAAAAAUCCAUAGUGUAUCGUCCAAAUUCGUGAAAGACGGCUGGUAUGAGGAGCUCACGAUCUUCCCACGACAGAGCGUCUUCACGAUGCAGAACAAAGAGCUGCACAGUGCACGUAGAAAGCUGUUCGCGAAGGGCUUCAGCAAAACAUACCUUCGCGAGAAUUAUGAAGGAAUCAUCGCUGAGAAAGCGAGACUCGCGGUCGAGGGAAUCAAAAAACGAGCGCUUGCAGGCCCAGUGGAUAUUUUGCAAUGGUGGACAUUCUUAGCUACUGAUACCGUCGGUCAGCUCGGGUUUGGCGAAUCCUUCGGAAUGCUUGAAAAAGGAGAGAAAACAGACUAUAUUAUGACUCUUGAACGCGCUCUGGUUGGAAAUGGCAUAGGGGCGGAAAUGCCGUUGAUUCGUACUAUUGGCAGUUUACUUCCUGGGAAGGUGCCAAAGCAGAUGUUCAAAGCAACGGACUACAUCCUGGAGUACGGCCAGAAGGCUGUUGACAAUGCAAAGUCGCAGAAAAGCGAAACCAACUUGAUGGCGAACGUGCUCAAAGAAGCCGAGAAGGAGAACUCGUCGCUCGACGAUCUUGACGUGCGCGUAGAGGCCACUAGUUUGAUCUUUGCCGGAAGCGGCACGACCGCGAACACUUUGUCAUACUUCAUCUGGUCUGUUCUUAAAGAUCCUUCGCUACAGGAGAAAAUUGAGGACGAGGUCGCGAAAUUGCCUGCUGAUUUCAAGGAUGUCGAUUUGGAGAAGUUGCGAUGGAUGAAUGCCACGCUGGAGGAGACAUUGCGCUUGUACGCAGCUGUUCCCGGUUCGUUGCCUCGUAUUGUACCCAAGGGCGGCGUCACUAUCGCGGGGCAUUACAUUCCCGAGGGCACGACAGUCGGUACACAGGCGUACACUCUGCAUCGUAAGGAGGGCAUAUGGCCGGACGCUCAUUCUUUCAAACCUGAGCGCUGGUUGAAGGAGUCUGAUCUGUCUGCUGCGGCAAAGACGGUCAUGUCUGCCUUUGGUGCUGGUGCAUACACAUGUCUUGGGAUUCAUAUUGCGUACAUGGAGAUGAGAUACGCUGCGGCGUUAUUCUUCCGCGAGUGUAGAGGUGCAAAACUCGCUGCUUCGACCACCGACAAGAGCAUGGAGAUGCAGAAUUAUUUUGUCAUCACUCCAAAGAGUCAUAUGUGUGAGAUCACUCUUCAGUGA